Paramecium tetraurelia is the source of this 6300-nucleotide messenger RNA. RefSeq lists its product as uncharacterized. The transcript has a single exon. Lineage: Eukaryota; Ciliophora; Oligohymenophorea; Peniculida; Parameciidae. The record is from RefSeq and is a predicted model, not a curated record.
AUGAAUAAACUAUUGAUAUUUGUAAGUGUUUUAUUGUUUAUAAAUUGUGAAACAAUAAGGGUAUUUCAGCCUUGUAAAUGUAUAUAAAUGCUCACUUAGGUUGAUUGUUCUAAAAAGGAAGAUUGCAUAUGGGAUAAAUAAAAAAAUGAAUGUAUUGAUUACACAAUAGAAAUGAAGAUAUAGCAUUUUACAAAUCAUGCUACAUAUUGCAAUCAACAUACAAGCAAAGAAAUUUGUGUUUCAAUUUACUAGUGCUCUUGGGAUGAUGAACUAUGUACUCAUUUCACAGGAUGUACAGCCUUUGUUUAUGAUACACAUGAAAAAUGUAAAGCAAUUUCACAUCGAUGCAUAUCAGAUGGUUUGCACUGUGUCGAAUUAGGUGAUUGUAAUAGUUACUUGAGUUCUAUAUCAUGUAUCUAUAAUUCAGUAGGUUAAUAUUGUUAUUGGAAUGCCACUUAGUCAAAAUGCUAAGAUGUAGAUGAAUGUUCAAAAUUGCCAUAAACAUUUGCCUCUGAUUCUUAAUGCAGGUCUCAAUUUUCAACAUGUACAGCUUAGAUUGGAGGAGGAUGUAUUGAAGAAGGGAAUAAUUGUUAGGCUUAAGAUGAUGAAAUAAACUGUGUAUAUAAUCAAAAAAAUAAACAAAUUUGUUUUUGGUUGGAUGGAAAAUGUUUUGAUAAAAUAUGCGAAAAUGCUCCAUUGAAUUUAACAACAGAUAAGGAAUGUUAAGAUUUCCUUCCUUCUUGUACAACUAAAUAGGAUGGUGGAUGCAUAACUAGGUUAUUGUGUUCAACAAAUUAAACAAAAGAAGCUUGUAACAAAGAUGCUGUAGGAAAUGAUUGUUAUUGGACAGGUAAUAAAUGCGUAGAUAAGACAUGUGAGAAUGCUUUGAAAAAUUAUAAAACAAAUGAAGAAUGUCAAGUAUACUUAAAUAAUUGUAUAACAAAUGGAUAAGGUUGUGUAUUAAAUACCAGUUGUGGAGCAGCAAUAAUUGAAGAAGCAUGUGAUAAAACUAUUAAUGGUAAAUUAUGUCAUUGGGAUGGAUCUACUUGCUUGCCUAAGACAUGUAAAAAUGCAGGUCCAUCCUAUAUUGGACAUGUUGAAUGUUCAAAGUAUAUGGAGACUUGUACUGCAUCUACAGAUGAGAUUACAGGAUGCACAGAUAGAACGUGUGAUAAUGCUCCAGUAUAGUUUAAUACGUACACUUAAUGUUUGAAAUAUUUAUAAAAUGGAAAUUGUAUUCCUAAAAAUGGAGGAGGGUGCAUAGUAAAUACAAAUUGCGAGAACAUUAAUAUGAAAGAAGGUUGUGUCAGGGAUGCAAAUAAUUAAGAAUGCUUUUGGUGGAAGGACAAAUGUUAAUUGAAAAUAUGUGAAAAUGCUCCUAUAGAAUUGAAUACUCACGAAUAAUGUAAGGAAUUUAUGCAAACUUGUACCAUAGGAUCAGAUUAGAGAUGUGUAUCUCUGACUUGUGAAAAUGUACAGGAGAGAUCUAAUUGUAACUAUGAUUUGCAUAAUAAACUAUGUGUUUUUAAUGAAGGGUGCUUUAAGAAAUUCUGUGCUUUAGCUCCAAAGAAUUUACUAAACUUUAAUCAAUGCUAAUCUUAUUUGUCAUCGUGUACUGUAGAUAAUUCUGGGUCUGGUUGCAUGGAGUUGCCGAUUACAUGCAACGCCAUAACUAGAAGGGAAGGAUGUUAUUUAACUUCUGGAUAAUAAGAAUGCGGUUGGUAUAACGGAGAAUGCAUUGAUAAAUCUUGCUAAACAGCUCCUCCAUAUUUAAGCUCAACAUUUGAAUGUAAUAAUUAUAUGGUUGGAUGUGUUGUUAAGAAUGAUAGAGCUGGAUGUAUGAAACCACCGAAUUCAUGUUAAUAACGAGAGCUUUCAUAAAACUGUGAAUAUGAAUAACCAUAAGGACUUAAACAUAAAUGCUUUUGGGGUUAGGAUUAAUAUUUAAAUGGGAUUUGUCUUGAUAUAAAAUGUGAAAAUGUACACCUUUCUUUAGGGUUUCAGAUCUCUUAAGAUGCAUGUUGGAAUUUUUUUGGAUUAAAAUGCAUUUUAGAUUAUUCUACAUAUAAGUGCAUAAUAAGACCGAAUUCUUGUCUUGAAUUAGGGUUUUAAGCUUGUACUUGGAGUGGAGUGUUAGAAGAUGGUAGAAAUUGUUAUUGGGAUAUAGAAUCUAGUUCUUGUAGAUCCUAUUAAUGUUCCAGUAUUAGUAUUUAAAUAUAUUCUCACGAUUUGUGCAAUUAGAUUAUGUAAUAAUGUACUGUUAACUAUUAUGAAUAUGGUUGCACAGAUCUAUUAGAGUGUUCUUAGUAUGGAAAUCGAAAUCAAUGUGUUUUGUCUAAGGAUCACAUUAGGUGUGUUUGGGUUGAUUCGAAGUGUAUUGACAUACCUUGUGAAUAAGAUACUGAAUCUUGGGAUUUUUAAUAAUGCUAAAAUAUUUCUAAGAAUUGUGUUCCAACAUCUAAGAAAUGCUAUAUAAAGAAAUCAAGAUGUGAAGAUAUUAAAUAGAAGAAUUAAUGUGAGUAAGCAACGAUUGAUUGGAGAAAGUAUUGUAUCUGGAAUGGCACGAGUUGUGAAAGCUCGAAUUUUCAUGUAUUUCCAUUUGACUGUUCUCUAAUUAGAACUGAUGGAUUAACUUAAGGAUAUUGCUAAUCUAUAAAUUAAGUUUGUUCAGUAAAUAAAUAAGGUACUUCUUGUAUUUAGAGUGAUUAUUGCUACAAUUAUACAGAAGAUUAAUGUUUUUGGGGGCUGGAUGGAGAAUGUAUUUGGUAUCAGAAUUUAUGUAGGCAAAAUAUAUAUUGUGAAUAUGCUAAACCACCUUAUACUUACGAUACAUGUAGAGUUUUCAAUUAUAAUUGCACUGUAAAGAUUGAUGGAUCUGGAUGUGUUGAAACUGUUUAUAAUUGCUAAAACACACCUUUUGAGAAUUGUACAAAUUCAUUAUCAGCUAUUUGUUAUAAAAAAUAUUAUGAAAAUGUCUGUAUAAAUGCUUGGUAACAGCCAUUAUAAUCUGCUGAGUGUACUUCAGUCUAAGGAAAAGGAUUAACUUUUGCUUACUGUUUAAAGAUAAGUUAAGGGUAAUGUUCAGUUAAUACAUCUGAAACAAGUUGUAUAACAAUGAGAGGGUAGUGUUAGGAAUAUAGCUAAGAGGAGUGUGUAUCAACUAAUUAUCAAAAGUGCAUUUAUUCAGAGACAUUACUAUAAUGUAUUCCAUUUUAUAUUGGAAUUAACUCUUGCUCAGAAAUAAAAUUAUAUCAGCUAGAAGUUAUAUCAGAUUUAUUAUGUAGAGAAUUUCAUGACUCAUGCAGAGCACUUUGUGAUGGAUCUGGAUGUUAUUCAAAUUAUAUACUUGAUUGUGAUAAGGCAAUCUUACCAUUUACAUAUUAUAAUUGCUUUGUAUUUUCUCAAUUCUGUUCAGUUAAUGUUGCAAAGACCUAAUGCAUUCCUGCAAAAAACACAUGCACUGAAUAUUCAUUGAUUGAUUGUGUUCAUGCAAUUGAUGAAGGUGAAUGCAUGGUAGUUGGAGAGUCUUGUGUCUAAAAGGGGUGUGAUUAUGUUUCAAAUAGAAUUAAUACUCCUUAGGAUUGCUACUAGAUUUCAGCAAAUUGUGGUUACAGAGAUGAUGGAUGCUAGAAAAAACGAGAAUGUAGCUAAUAUUUAUUGAAAAAAUCUUGCAUUAUAAAUUAAUAAGAUUAAGACUGUUUGUGGAAUCCAAAUACAGCAAAAUGCGUAAAUAAGUCAUGUGAAAAUGCUGAGGCUUCAGAAUAUUUUGAUAGUCAUGAGGAAUGUAUUUAAGUUGGAAGAUGCACUGUGAAGGCAUCCAACGAUGUUACAGUUGGUUAAGGAUGUAUUUCAUGGGGACCUUGUAGAUCAUAUGUAAUUUAAGAAUAAUGUGUACGGAAUUUAUUAAAUGAAGAUUGCAUUUGGAAUACUAAUGUAAUUCCCGCAAAAUGCAGUGAUAAGUCUUGCGAGACAGCCGAACUAUUCAGAGAUGAUCAUGUAGAGUGUUAGUUAUAUUUAAACAAAUGUACUGUAAGAGUCAUAGAAAUAGAUGGAAUAUAUGUAAGUUAAGGUUGUAUUUCCCUUAAACUUAGUUGUAAUUAAUAUACUCAUUAAAACUAGUGUAUUAUUGAUGCAUCUGGUAAUAUUUGUGGUUGGAAUGGUAAUUCAUGUGAAAAUCAAAGUUGCAAAACUGUACCAACUUACUUAAUCACUCCUCAAUUGUGUUAAUAGUAUUUUGAGAAUUGUACAAUCAAUUCUACUGAUUCUGGAUGCACUUAAACCCCAGAUACCUGUGAAGAGAUGACUCAAAACUAAUGUUAUUAUGGGGCUAUUAACAUCUAAUAGCAAGAAUGCCUUUGGGAUCAAAGUUAAAUGAAAUGCAUUCUUAAAACAUGUGAAUUAAUACCGAUUUCAUAUUCAGAGUAUGAAUGUUCAAGUUUUCUAAAUUAUUGUACAAUGAGUGCAUAAAGAUGUAGAAAUGCAAUUUGUGAGGACUUUUCAUUAGCAUUAGAUGAACAAUGCAGUAAUAUCAUGUCAACUUGUACUACCAAUGGGGUUUACUGUGUCAAAAGGGGUUCUUGUCUAUAAGCAUAAUCAGAAGCAGGUUGUGUGACUGAUGUUCAGGGGAGAGAAUGUGCAUGGAUAAAUACAUAAUCCCAUUGCAUAAUCAAAAGUUGUGAAACAGCUCCAUUAGAUUUCAAUACUGAAUAAUUAUGUUAAGGGUAUUUUAAACCCAAAGAAGGGUCUUGCACAACUACUAAAUCUGGAGGUUGUGUUCUCAAAGGCACUUGUUUUGAUGCUAACAUAUAGGCUGCAUGUACAACCAGUAACAUUGGAGAGCUCUGUGUUUGGGAUGAAAUCUUAAAUAUAUGUAGAAUCAAAUAAUGUUAAGACUAUCUUGGUUCUACACAUAAAGAAUGUCAGAGUAAAAGACAAUAAUGUACUGUGGGAUUAGGUUCAAGAUGUGUAAAUAUUAGUACUUGUUAAGAUACCAAAUUCAAAGCGGCUUGCAUCGAAGGUACUGAUGGACCUUGUUUAUGGAUAAGUAGAUAUAAAAAUAAAGAUAAUACGCUUGGUGCUUGUUUUCGAUAUGAUUCAUGCCAAAGUUUAAAAUGGAACUCCCAUGCUUUAUGCUAAGAGAUUUCUGCCAAAUGCACAACUGAUGGAGAUUAAUGUGUGCCAAUUACAAAUUGCAAUCAAACUAAUCUAAAGGGAUGUGUAAUUGGUGUUGAUAACAAAGGAAUUUAAACCUGUAUUGUAACUACAGAGUCUUUAGAUUCAAAAUAGAAUAUCUGUAAAUUAUUUAAUAAAUGUACAGAUAUUUAUUAUUUAACUCAUGAACAAUGUUAACAAGCAUCCUCUCAAUGUACCUCUGAUUAUCAAAACGGCUGCAUUUCGUUAAAAUCAUGCUUUGAAUACAAAAAUGGAUAAUGUCAUAUCAAUAAUAUGGGAAUUCUUAAAGAUGGUAAGGGAUAAAUAUUAUCAACUGGAAUCUGUGUUUGGGAUUAGAUGCAAUAAUAAUGUCGAGAUGAAGACUGCUCUGAUCUCCCAUUUAUAACUCAUCUUGAAUGCUAAUCAAGACUGACUUAUUGCACCACUAAUGGCAAAAAAUGCAUUCUCAAAGAACAAUGUUUAUCUUAUUUGUCAUAGGAUGUUUGUUAGAAUGCAGAAGGACUAGACGGUAAGUGUUUUUGGGAAACUGCAUAUGAUAAGACUUUGGAGAAAUGUAGAAAAAUGGAGUGUGAAGAUAUCCCAAAUGGAUAUAUCACUUCAUCAUGUAGAGUAUUAGAAAAUUGUAUAUCAGAUGGCCUAUAAUGCAUUAGUAAGGUUAAUUGUUCAUAUUAUAAAUUUAAAUAAAGUUGUAACUCUUAAGGAUAGGAUGGAAUCUGUGUUUGGAUUGAGACAACAGAAUAAUGUAAAUUGAUGGAAAAUUGUGAAUCUGCAAACUAAGACUAAAAUGCAUGUAAACUAGCUAAAGAUAGGUGUUAUUGGGAGUCAGCAAAGUCUUUGUGUUAAAGUCAUACAUGUCAAACUUAUUUUGCUUAAGUAGGAAGAUGUAAGAAUUUUUAUUCAUGGGAUUAUUAAAAUAUUAAUUUAUGUCACUAUCUUGGAAAAAAGUGUGUUUCCAUCAAUAUUAACACUCUUAAAUCUUAGGAUUGUUACAUCAAGACAGCCGAACAUUAUAGAUGGGAUCCAUAUAAAGGCUAAUGUACUUCAUGUGAAAAAUCUGUUAGAUUGAUAACUGAAUUUAGUGAUAUUCUUGGCCAUCUAUUACUAAUAUUAUUCAUAUUGAUCUAUUGA